AUGGACCACGAGGAUGAGCCUAGGCGCGGUGCUUCCAGGGCGAAUAGCGUGCGUUUCGACGAGAGCGCAAUCCAUGCAUAUAACAGCCAUGGAAACCGUUCUGCGGCUGAGCUUGCACCGGUCCGAACUGGGAGUGGAAUGGGAGCCCAUCCACUCACAGAGCUGUCCUACUCCCAUCGAUCAGACGGGAGACAGAGCUCGUCUGGUCAUUCACACCACUCCGCCCGCACAUACAGUUUGGAGACGUCUAGGAUAGAAAGUUCUUCCACCACAACGACUCCUGCUAGCCAAUACCCUCCCCUCGGACCUCCUCCUGGCCUCUUUAUCCUUGGUCCUGUUCCUUGCAUCAUUAGAUGCUGGCUCACAACCAGCUUUUCUAACGAUUCCUUGCUUUAUGCUGCGAUUUGCACUGGUGCUUACUCGUCUUCAGUGGCUUCUCCGUUGAUACAAAAGCUCGGUCUCGAGGGUGAUAUCAUAGAGGAAGAUGGUGCACGCACCAUCAAACUACCUGUGUAUUUCCCAGAGGCCAGUGUUUGCCAAUCUUCAUCGCGCAGUUCCAGCCCGGAACCACAUCUUCCGGCUUUGACUGUUCGAUUCUUUGUCCGUGACAUAGACCAGGAAGACCAAAAAGCUAUCUCGAUUUUCGUAGGGAGUGAUGUUCUUCGGACUCACAACGCUGAUAUCCUCUUUUCCCAAGAUAAGAUGUUCGUUGUUGAUGAUGCUAGAAAUAGAAUUUCUAUUCCACUGGUUCGCCCCGAGGACCACGAGUCGUUCCGGAGCCUGACCACCAUGCCCAGGAAAUCAUUGUCCCAGAAUCCCCAGCAAAAGCCUAUAGAGAAGGACCACAGCACCUCGGACAUCGACGACACCCAUCCAGAACAAUCUGCUGGCGUUAUCGGCCGUCUCGGACCCAGCCACAACCAACCGCAGCCAUCAAAAUCUGCACUUUCCCUCAAAACAUCAUCUGAGGCGUUGGCCAACCAUGAUAAGGACCGUUCGUCUCAGGCUAUCAGUGACUCGGAGGAUAACAGCCUUGACAUGGCUAAUCCCAAGUCUGCCGCCAGCGAGAAGUCGCAUGGUAGGCCGAGCACCAAGAGUGAUGAAGGAAGCGGACACUGGGGCUCGUGGCGACGUGAUGCAGCUCCUACCACAUCAUCUUCCACCAAGUCAGACCAACCAGCAUCUUAUGUCGCUGUCUCCCAACGCCCUGCCACCAGACGUAACAUGAAGGUGCUAAAGCCGACCAAGACGUUGACCCGGUCCAACACAGCCAACGCCCCAACCGGCAUGGCCCAGCUUUCCAUCGCCGACCGCACGUCCAGCGAUGCCCCUUCCGCUAACAGACAAACAAGAUCAACCAGCGGCGAGAACGGAGACGUUUCGAGCUACGGAGCUAUUCAUUCCAGCACCCCAUGGCCUGGGAAGUCCAGACCAAGUAACAAUCCAAUCGGCGGAGCAUCUGCCUUUGGAUGGCUGAAUACGCAGCAGAAGCAGAACACCACAACACACGCUGACUGA
Trichophyton rubrum CBS 118892 is the source of this 1518-nucleotide messenger RNA. RefSeq lists its product as uncharacterized. The coding region runs from base 1 to 1518 and encodes 505 amino acids. Lineage: Eukaryota; Fungi; Ascomycota; Eurotiomycetes; Onygenales; Arthrodermataceae. The record is from RefSeq and is a predicted model, not a curated record. The transcript has a single exon.